Messenger RNA from Parathielavia appendiculata, 923 nucleotides. RefSeq lists its product as uncharacterized. The transcript has a single exon. The coding region runs from base 274 to 651 and encodes 125 amino acids. The record is from RefSeq and is a predicted model, not a curated record. NCBI's taxonomy places the organism in Eukaryota, Fungi, Ascomycota, Sordariomycetes, Sordariales, Chaetomiaceae.
CCAGUAUGUAAAGCUCCGCUCCUCAAGACACCACCACAGCGGAAUGCUACAAUGACCUUUGUUGACACAUAUGUCCGAGUACCUAAUAUCCAUAAGCAACAGGAAUGGACAGCAUACGCGAUAGCACAACUCGCAGUCACAAACGAGGAUCUUCACGUUCCGCUUGAUCGAGCUCUAAUCUCAAGUCUCGUACGCCCGACGUCAUUUACACCCUUCUGCUUGAGUGAGUAAGAAGGCCACCCAUGGAGAGUCUACGGUCCUCAAACCUUUGAUAUGCCACACCUUCGAACAUGGGACGAACUCUCGCGCAGCAAACUCGAUGGCAAGAACAACUGUAUGAUGACAAGAGGACCACAUCAACGGCUCGACACUGCGGAAUGUCGGAACUCCCUGGCUAUCCACAUCAACCACAGCGACUGGAGGCCAACACCAUUUGUCUCAUUCACCACAUCAGCAGCAGGAGUUGAGCAACUGGCAGGUAUGAGAGCACGGCGAGGCAACCGAGGCGCUCAGCACCUUACCGCCGUUGAUCCCCUGGUGCGCCGGAAAGUCGGGCUGCCCGUCCUUGAUGUCCUUGUCGAAAUGAACUCAGUACAAUAUAGCAGAUCCAUACGAGCAGACCCAUACAGAAAGGAAAAUCGAUACUAUUGAGACGAACAUGUUUGUCUAUGGCAAGUCUCGGAGGGAAAGAUUGUAGGGCAUUGGAGCUGGGAUGAUCGCCUGGCCAUGAGUUCGAGUUGGUAUGAUGAUAUCGUCAUGCCCGUAUUCAAGGGGUGUCAAAGGAAGCGAGAAUUGACAUCCAAAUCUCGCCGGACGUGUCGCAGGACUUGUCAACGGCCAUAGACAAGCUUUCUCGUAGGCCUUCAAUCAGAUAUGUACCGACUGAAUACCGCGAUCUAACAGACCAAGUCACCAACGGUGGA